Molecule: messenger RNA, 3448 nt
Organism: Seriola dumerili (greater amberjack)
Lineage: Eukaryota; Metazoa; Chordata; Actinopteri; Carangiformes; Carangidae
Gene: sanbr
Product: KIAA1841 ortholog
Exons: 21
Coding region: 651-2774 (707 amino acids)
Source: RefSeq, a predicted model, not a curated record
AACAGGUUUCCCGUGCUACUGGGUUUAAAAAUAUACAAACACCUAAGUAUAAGUACGUACUUACUAGCUAACUGAUAUGCUAGCUGAUUGAAGCUAAGGCUGCCUUGAAGGACUAUCGGAAUUACUGGCGUUAUGGAUAGAAUUGAGCUUUAAGGUUCAUUCUUGACCUGGUAAAUAGUUGUUUGACAAAAGACUCCUAAGUCAGGAUCCACUCUUUCUUAAAUAUCUCACAUUAUUGAUUGCAUAACUACUUUACUCAUGGAACUUGUGCAAGAUUUGUCCACUUAGAUAAAAGGGAGAAAAUUGUUAAUGGGGUGUAUAUCUUACAAUUCGUCUUGACGUCACUACAUAGCAAGUAACAAGAAUAAUUUGGAGACAAAAAACAGCACACAACAACUGAGCAAUACCAUGCCACUGACCGCAUCAUUGGCGGUCGUGACGCUUUUUGUUGGUGAUUAGGACUUUACUAGGAGUACCUGAAGGCAGCAGAUCCUGUCCAGCAAAGUUAGCUAGCAGUACCAGAGGAUGCAGUUAGCCGGUAGGAGAAGACCGCAGCAUCAGCAUCAUCCGUACACAAUGACAUAAAACAGACACCGGCUUAGUGUACUGUUUGAGACGACGGGGAGGAAAAUCUCUCACACCAGAUAAAGAUGAGCCGCUUCUGCUCAGACAACAACAACUUUCCCUAUGACAACAACGUCCUAGUUUUGGACAUGGUGCUGGGCUCUCUGUGGGGAGUACCCCAGCCCAUAAACUGGGACAAUGUAGCCAAGCUGGUUCCAGGCUUCACUCCCAAGGAGUGUGCCCGUCGAUUCGAGGAGCUGAAGAACAGUGGGGGUUUUCCUCAUGUGGACAACCAGUGUAAUACCCUGACCGAAGGAAACACCUGCCCUUCAGACGGCCUGUCCACGCUGAUGGACACUGGGGAGAUGGUGGAGACAGGUAGUAGCCAGAGCACCAGCAAAGUUACAGGCUCCAAAUCGACGCUCUCAGGCAGGGUUGGUGCUGUGGAGAAGAAAGAGAAAAGAGUCUCAGUAGAGGAGGAUGACAAACCUCAGAAGCCACGAGAUCCCAACAUGGUCAUUCAUGUGUGUGAUGAGACCAAGAACCUGAAGCAGGACUUCACAUGUCCUCGAGAUCUUCUGGUUAAAGAGAUGCGUUACUUCGCUGAGUACUUGUCUGUGGACCCCCAGAGAUGGGAGGAGGUGGACAUCUCUGUGCACUGUGACGUACAGAUCUUUGACUGGCUCAUGAACUACGUCAGGAGGAACUCUGCAGGCGAGGGAAACAAGGACAAACCCCGGCUUGAGCCCAGCAAUGUGAUCUCAAUCCUGAUCUCCUCCGAGUUCUUGAAGAUGGAUACGUUAGUGGAGGAAUGUAUCCAGUACUGCCACAAACACAUGAGUGCCAUCGUGGCCACACCCUGCAACAUGAACUGCAUCAACAGCAACCUAGCAACACGCAUCGCUGAGCUCUUCAACCACAACGAGGCCGACGACAUCAGGGACAAAAAAGACAAGUUCAAGAGCAAAUUGUUCCAGAAGAAAAUUGAGCGUCUCUUUGACCCCGUCUAUCAGAGCAGAGAUUCACCGGGGAACGCCUUGACUCUUUACAGAUGUGGUCUGUGCCUUAAGCUGCUGACCAAAGACACAGAGAGGAAGAUUUCUUGUGUUCCAGGGAAAAUCAACAUUGACGCUCAUGGAGAGAUCAUCUAUACACACACCAGGCAGAAGAGCUGGGAUGUGCAUGAGUACAUCACUGGUCUGUAUGAUGACCUCAAGUCCUGGGUCCUGGUCUACUGGAGAAUCUGGGGUACCAUCAACUACCUCACCUGCUCCCGAUGCCAGCAGGUGUUUGUGUGUGCAGAGCUGACCUGCUGCAAGUACCACCCGGACAGUGUGCUGUACCCCGGCCUGGGUGCAGAGAAAGGCCUACAUGGAGCAGGAAUCUACCCCUGCUGCAACCAGAGGGUUCUCCGCUUUGAUCCCACUGGUAUGCCCAAGGGCUGUAAGAUGCGAGACCACAUAGUGAGCGUACCUGAUGAAGAGAACUGUGAUGAGGUGACCUCGGCCCAGACCAGAAUCCUUAAUGACCUGCUGCUGCACAGAGACGCAGUGUGUUUGUCCAACACACCUCCUGCAGAUGGGGCUGAGGAGAGUCCAUCCAGUACAGAAAAGGUUCAGGACUGUGAUGUUCUCCUGGAGCCAACACUCCUCGGACCUCUGAGAGGAGACGGCAGCACUUUUUCCCUCUUGAAAAACUGGAGUCUGCAACUGAGGCAGCAGUCUCUCCUGUCAGAGGAUGAGGAGUACACCACGGGGUCAGAGGUCACUGAAGAUGAGGUGGGGGAUGAAGAGGAGCUGUCCAAGAAACAAGCUGCUAAAAAAGCCAAGAAGGCCCACAGACCUCUGAAAAAACAAAUUUCCUCUCCAAACUUCCAACGCAAAGACCGACCGGAGAAAUCACAGACCAGGGACAACACACCUUUCACAGUGAGCGUCCAGAAGAGUAAGUGGGACAGCUCUCGUUCCAUGCGCUACAACCAGGACGCUCAGAGAGAGGAAGACCAGCGUCGCAUGGUGGAGAUCAUCGGCUACUUGACUAAGAUGAGAUUUGGAGACCAGGAACACAGCAAGUCUAAAGACACUAAAGAGCCUGCAGGGGGAAUCUACUCCAGACUGGAGUCUCAGUUUAAGAGUGCCUCUCAAGCCAGACAGAGUUCAGAGAAGACACCCAGACCUAAAAUACGCUACGCUCAGAUCCGGACAACAUAAAAGACCUGAUGGGAAAAAGCUGCUGAAGAGACAAACUGAUGAAGAGUCAAUAGAACACAGAGGAUGAGCGAGAUCCUCCUACGAGGGCUCAGCACAGCAAAAUAACUUCCUACUGACAGCCCCUCUAGCACGGCCACCUCCUAUAACCUAGCUGUGGACCCUGUCCUCAACCUCACUCCCUGUCAGCCCCCUUCCCCUCCCCCCUCUGCUUAACUCAGGUGACUAUGUAUGGAUCACCAUUAACUGCAUCCUCUGUCACUCAGCUCGCUGUUUAUUUGUGCAGCUGUGACCAGUCCUUGGAAAGCAGGGAGAACUCUGGAUCCGGCUCAGCACUUAGGAAAUGCACUUUGACUGAUCUCAGUGUUUCUUCAGGACCCAGACAUGUGGGGGUUUCUGCAAAGGACAACAUGAGAAAUUCUAGUUGAGGCAGCUGAAGUCCUCUCCGUCUGUUGUCUGACUUUAAGAUCUGAAUUGUUUAGAUCCAGUAAACACUUGUGUGAGUAAAAGUCCAGAUCCUCCAUCUGCUAAAGGCCAGAUGGGAAGAUGAAAUGUUUACUGCAUCAACACAACUCGGCUUGUUUCAGUUAAACUGAUCGUCACAGUACAUCAGUACAUUAAAGUCUGUACUAAUUCUCAUUGUCCUCUGUGGUGAAGCCCAGCCAUCUGGAUUCAGA